Messenger RNA from Acaulospora morrowiae, 335 nucleotides. The record is from the annotation of a GenBank genome assembly. NCBI's taxonomy places the organism in Eukaryota, Fungi, Glomeromycota, Glomeromycetes, Diversisporales, Acaulosporaceae.
CUUGGGGUGAGGUUGGCGAUACGAUCGGAUAUAACCCAGCGACAGGUGGUGUCUUCUUCACCAAAAACGGCUUAUUCUUGGGUAACGCGUUCACCGGUUUACAUCACAUUUGGUUCCCUACUAUUGGAUCCACGGGUCCGUGUUCGAUCCAAACAAACUUUGGAGAUAAUUAUGAUUGUUUUUAUAGAUACGAGAACGCCAUAGGCUACGGACCCGGUGGUCCCUUGAUAAAACGGAAAGGUGGUCCUCCUGGAGGACUUAGCAGACGGCCAAGACCUAGUAGAAGUAGUAGUGUGCGAAGUUCGCGAAGUGUUAGAAGCAAUGGUGGAGGUUAA